CCUUCUAUCGAAAAAAUAUCUGUUCUUCAUGAAGAAUCUAUUAUUUUAGGAUUUCAUUUAACUGAAUAUAUGAUACGAGAUAUAAUACUUAAUAUUCCUGCAUCAACUUAUGCAUUAAUUACCGAUUCAAAUCUUGCUUCUAUUUAUCUUGAAAAUAUAUCGAUUCGAUUUAAAAAUAUUGUUUCAAAAUUAUUCCUUUCUAAAGGAAAUAAUGCGGUACCGCCAAGGUUUAUUUCUUAUGUGAUACCUCCCGGAGAACAAUCAAAAACUCGUGAUACUAAAGCUGAAAUUGAAGAUUUCCUUCUAAGUCAAACAUGUACUCGCGAUACUUGUAUCAUAGCUUUUGGUGGUGGUGUGAUUGGGGAUUUGGUUGGUUUCGUUGCUGCUACUUUUAUGCGUGGUGUACCAUUAGUUCAAGUUCCAACAACUCUUCUUGCAAUGGUAGAUUCAUCUAUAGGUGGUAAAACGGCGGUAGAUACUCCUCAUGGAAAAAAUUUGAUCGGUGCAUUUUGGCAACCUAAAAGAAUAUACAUGGAUUUAAUUUAUUUAGAAUCAUUACCUGAACGACAAUUUAUAAAUGGUAUGGCUGAAGUAAUAAAGACUGCUGCAAUUAAUAAUGAAAGUAGUUUUAUAACUCUUGAAAAUGGUGUUGCAACUAUUCGUGAUGCCGUACUAAAUCCUAAAAAAGAUGUUCCUUUUCAAGGUGCAACAUUAGAAACUCGCACACCAGCUCAAUCCCUUCUUCUUUCUGUUAUUCGUCAUUCUGCUGAAUUUAAAGCCAAUGUUGUAACAAAUGACGAGAGGGAAAGUGGUCUUCGUGGUCUUCUCAAUUUUGGUCAUUCGAUUGGUCAUGCAAUAGAAGCUAUUUUGUACGAAGUUCUCCUUCAUGGUGAAUGCGUCUCUAUCGGUAUAGUUAAAGAGGUGGAACUUGCAAGAAGUCUUGGUCACCUAAACCAAGUAGCUGUAGGUCGAUUGGUUAGGUGUUUGGAAAGUUAUGGUUUACCUAUUUCUUUAGAUGAUAAAAAAAUUAAAAAAUUGGUGGGUAAUAGACAUUGUUCUGUAGAUGAAAUAAUGGAAUUCAUGAAAGUUGAUAAAAAAAAUUUAGGUGAUAAAAAGAGAAUUGUGAUACUCUCUGGAAUUGGAAAAACUUUGGAACAAAAAGCUACCUUUGUUUCUGACCCAUACAUAAGAAAGGUUCUUUCACCUGCUGUUUCGAUUAUUCCCGUCACAUCUUCAUCUAAUAUCCCUAAUCAUGUAACAAUGACGACUCCAGGAUCAAAAUCUAUUUCAAAUCGUGCCUUGGUGCUUUCUGCACUUGGAAUUGGCACUUGUCGACUUAAAGGAUUGUUACAUUCGGAUGAUACACAAGUUAUGUUGGCUGCUUUGCAAAAUCUUGGUGGUGCAAAAUUUGAAUGGGAAGAUAAUGGUGAAACUUUGGUAGUAACAGGUGGUGGUGGUAAUCUUAAGGUUCCCGACAAGGAAAUUUAUCUUGGAAAUGCUGGAACUGCUGCCAGAUUUCUUACUACCGUCUGUACCUUAGUUUCCGCAAUGUCUAAAACUGAAACAAGAAAAACCACUAUUAUAACUGGAAAUUCGCGUAUGAAACAACGACCAAUAGGUCCUUUAGUGGAUGCACUUCGUGAAAAUGGUUCUCAAAUUCUCUAUCUUGAAAAUGAGGGCUGUCUUCCACUCGAAAUAGCUCCGUUGGGAUUACAUGGUGGCGUUAUUAACCUUUCUGCGUCUAUAUCAUCUCAAUACGUUUCAUCUAUUCUUUUAAGUGCCCCAUAUGCUAAUGAACCGGUAACUUUAAGUUUAACCGGAGGACAGGUAAUAUCUCAACCCUAUAUUGAUAUGACAAUUGCAGUGAUGGAUUCUUUUGGUAUCAAAGUAGAACGUCUUGAUGGUGAUGUAUAUCGAAUUCCGAAAGGUUGUUAUAAAAAUCCCAGUGAAUAUAUUAUAGAAGCAGAUGCUAGUUCUGCCACGUAUCCAUUGGCGAUUGCUGCUAUUACUGGCAUCACUUGUACUCUUCCAAACAUAGGUUCAGCUUCUCUUCAGGGUGAUGCUGCGUUUGCUGUUAAGGUCCUCCAACCUAUGGGAUGUACAGUUACUCAAACUGCAACAAGCACUACAGUGAAAGGGCCCCCAAUUGGUUCAUUGCGUCCAUUACCACAAAUUGACAUGGAAUCAAUGACUGAUGCAUUUUUGACAGCUUCCGUUUUAGCUGCUGUUGCUUCUAAUAAUGAUGCUGGAGAAUGUAUUACUCGAAUAACAGGCAUUGCAAAUCAACGAGUUAAAGAAUGCGAUAGAAUUGCUGCUAUGGUCAAUGAAUUAAGUAAAUUUGGUGUUACAGCAUCUGAACUUCCUGAUGGGAUUCAAAUACAUGGUGCCAAAAUUCAAUCACUCAAAGGUCCAGAAAAAGGUGUUAAGUGUUAUGAUGAUCACCGAAUAGCAAUGAGUUUUAGUGUGCUUGGAUGUGUUGUAUCAAAUGGUACGAUUAUACGUGAGAAAAAAUGUGUAGAAAAAACGUGGCCAAAUUGGUGGGAUGAUUUGGAAUCUAAAUUAGGUAUACAAUUUGAUGGUUUAGAAAUAGAAUCAGAGCAAGAUUUAUUGUUGACAAAAAAUGAAAUCAAAGUUUCAAAAGAUAAAUCAUUGUUAUUUAUUGGAAUGCGUGGUGUAGGAAAGUCGAUGUUUGGAAAAAUCGCUGCUAAUGCAUUAAACUUUCAGCUUAUCGAUUUCGAUAAACAUUUCGAAACCACUUUAUCCAUAACAUUACACGACUUUGUAGAAAAACAUGGAUGGGCAGAAUUUCGUGAGAAAGAAUUCGAAAUUCUCUCAUCAUUGCUUCAAGCUUAUCCUUCAGGCUACAUAAUCUCCUGUGGUGGUGGAAUAGUUGAAAGCCUACAUGCCCGUGAUCUUUUGAAGGCAUAUAUACGGGAAAAGGGGAUAGUUAUACAUUUAGUAAGGGAUAUUAAGGAAGUGGAGGAAUAUUUAAAUAGGUUAAACAAAGAUACAGCUCGUCCAAAAUAUGGUGAACCAUUUCUUGACGUAUGGAAACGACGUGAGGGAUGGUAUAAAGAGUGUUCCAAUUAUGAAUAUGUUUCAACAAUUUCUAGUGAUGAUACAUCGAUGUGGCAUUAUGAAGAAACAAAAUUUUAUCCGAUUUAUGAAAUUUAUUACUGGAAGAGACACCAACCAAAUUAA
This is a messenger RNA of Racocetra persica, 3201 nucleotides long. NCBI's taxonomy places the organism in Eukaryota, Fungi, Glomeromycota, Glomeromycetes, Diversisporales, Gigasporaceae. The record is from the annotation of a GenBank genome assembly.